Molecule: messenger RNA, 1099 nt
Organism: Cololabis saira (Pacific saury)
Lineage: Eukaryota; Metazoa; Chordata; Actinopteri; Beloniformes; Belonidae
Gene: dok4
Product: docking protein 4
Exons: 8
Coding region: 59-1078 (339 amino acids)
Biological process (GO): cell surface receptor protein tyrosine kinase signaling pathway; positive regulation of MAPK cascade
Cellular component (GO): cytoplasm
Source: RefSeq, a predicted model, not a curated record
GAGAGAAACGCCUGGAUGGUUUCUCCAGCCGUGGUCAGCUUCCCUCCACCCUCCAACGAUGGCCUCCAACUUCAGCGACGUGGUGAAGCAGGGCUAUGUACGCAUGCGCAGUCGCAAGCUUGGGAUCUAUCGUCGUUGCUGGUUGGUAUUCAGGAAGUCUUCCAGCAAAGGACCUCGUCGUCUGGAGAAGUACCCGGAUGAAAAGGCUGCCUACGUUAGAGCAAGCCCUAAAGUGACAGAGAUUAACAACGUCAAGAACAUUACUCGACUACCUAGAGACACCAAACGACAGGCGGUGGCCAUUGUCUUAGCAGAUGACACUUCUCGCACCUUCACCUGUGAAUCAGAGCUGGAGGCUGAGGACUGGUUCAAAAUGUUGUCCAUAGAGUGUCUGGACAUGCGGCUCAGUGACAUCAACAUGGGAGAACCGGACCUGCUGGCUGCUGGAGUGCAGUGUGAACACACAGAGCGUUUCAACGUGUUCCUCCUUCCAUGUCCCAACCUGAACAUCUAUGGAGAGUGUACGAUGCAGAUCACCCACGAAAACAUUUACCUGUGGGACGUCCACAGCCCCUGCACCAAGCUGGUGACGUGGCCUCUCUGCUCGCUACGGCGCUACGGACGGGACGCCACUCGCUUCACUUUCGAGGCUGGACGGAUGUGUGACGGUGGUGAGGGGCUCUACACGUUCCAGACCAGAGAGGGGGAGCAGAUCUACCAGAGAGUCCACUCCUCCACACUGGCCAUCGCUGAACAGCACAAGAAAGUCCUGCUGGAAAUGGAGAAAAACAAGCUCCUUUCCCAGGGCUCGGAGGCGGGAUCCUACCCCUGCACACCCACCGCUGUCCUGCCCCGCUCAGCCUACUGGCACCACAUCACUGGGAACCAGACCGGCAUGGAUCCUGGGACCAGUGAUUCUACGGAGGAGGAGUUUGUGUACACCCACCUGCCUCCUGACGGUCGUCAUGCCACACUGGCCCUUUCCAACACACAAGCACAGCAGCCCCAGACACGUCUGCAAUCCCCAUCACGCUGCCCCAUCUACCCCAGACACGGACACACGCAAAGGAAAACAUGAACAUUGAAAAUGAGGCUUGUA